Messenger RNA from Penicillium olsonii, 1554 nucleotides. Lineage: Eukaryota; Fungi; Ascomycota; Eurotiomycetes; Eurotiales; Aspergillaceae. The record is from the annotation of a GenBank genome assembly.
AUGGCGACCCGUAACCUGCUCUCUGGGCCGAUCACCCUCUCUGAAGCAAAAGCGAAGGGGUUCAACGUAAUUCACCAGCUUGAAUACCCGCACCUCCAACGAGCCUUCUUUCAGCGCCUUGAAAGCCAAAGUCACCUUAUUCGCAACCUUAUAGCCCACCACUUAGGCGUUGACGCUGCGAAUUGCGAUGUCUCUCCUCCAGAUUACUGGCGCCAUGGAUCUUUCAACGUCUGCGUACCGGCCUGUGUCGAUGCUCCUGACCCAGAGCAUCCCAAAUUCGUCAUGAUCCGAUUCCCACUACCCUACCGUGUCGGAGAGGCAACGCGUCCAGGAAACGCGGACGAAAAGCUUAGAUGUGAAGCCGCUACCUAUGCAUGGCUUCAAGAAAACUGUCCUUCGGUCCCUAUACCACAUUUAUACGGCGUAGGACUUUCCACGGGCCAGCAGUGGACCCACGUAAGCCACCUACCAUGGUGGUCACGCUUGCUCCAUGGAAUUCAGCGACGCUUUUGGACCCUGCUCGGCUAUCCAGGUCCGACCUCCUACAUCCCACAUCCCUCGAGUGCCCCGACUUCGCUCGGAUUGGGCUACUUGGUGAUUGAGACCAUAGCUGACACCGAAGGACGAAUGUUUUCGAGUUCCUGGGACGAGAAGCGAGAGGAUGACCGCUUGCAGAGAAAUCUCCAGCGAGGUCUCGCGCGAAUACUGCUCUCGUUCGCAGCCGUUCCCCUUCCCCGCAUUGGUGCGUUCCGACUUGAUGAUGCCGGGUACAUCCAUCUAGACAAUCGCCCACUCAGCACCGAACUCAUUAUGCAAGAGAAUGAAGACCUUCCCCUGAAUUUCUCACUUGACCAGACCUACGACCGUGUAGACGACUUCGUUCUUGCACAACUAGACACAUUUAGCAACAGAAUACUACACCAGCCCAAUACCGUGCCAAACGAUCUCGACGGACGAUUCGAAAUGGCAGGUCUUCUCGCAGCGCGAGCCAUCUUCCCGCAGAUGUUACGGAGAGAUCUCCGUUCCGGCCCCUUUGUCUACACUCUGACAGAUCUUCACAGAAGUAAUAUCAUUGUCGACGAUGACUGGAACAUCGUCCGCAUUAUUGACCUCGAGUUUGCCUGUUCGUGGCCUCUCGAAUUCCAGCAGCCACCCUACUGGCUUGGAGGGCAAUGCGCCGAUGAAAUUGAUCGCACUUCAUUUAGCCCUUGUUUGAAUCUCUUUAUCCAGAUUCUGGAGGAGCAGGAGGAGCUCCUUGAUACAAGGGCUCCUGAAAAGCUUUCGUCUAUCAUGCGAAACGCAUGGGCUAAUGAGACUUUCUGGCUCAGUCUCGCAAUGGGGGAUCCAAUGGUCUUUUCAACGAUCUUUUGGUAUCGCAUUUUGCCUUAUCGGCUACAACUCACAAUAGAUCACACGACGGACUUUACGCUUUUGGCGAAUCUUUGGGGGAGUCCUGACAUUUUACAGAAAAAGUUGCAGGAUCACGAUCAAUACCUGCAGGAGCUUGAUAGUAUUUUUGAGGACGACGUGGAUGUAUCGAAAUCAAAUAUGUAA